Messenger RNA from Kwoniella shivajii, 1116 nucleotides. RefSeq lists its product as uncharacterized. Gene Ontology annotation, biological process: apoptotic DNA fragmentation. The transcript has 7 exons. Gene Ontology annotation, cellular component: nucleus; mitochondrial inner membrane. The coding region runs from base 1 to 1116 and encodes 371 amino acids. NCBI's taxonomy places the organism in Eukaryota, Fungi, Basidiomycota, Tremellomycetes, Tremellales, Cryptococcaceae. Gene Ontology annotation, molecular function: RNA endonuclease activity; nucleic acid binding; single-stranded DNA endonuclease activity. The record is from RefSeq and is a predicted model, not a curated record.
AUGCCUACUCUUGGUCCAUCUUUGCUGUUCGCAGCAGGCUUGACCCUCGGUGUAGGCGCAGGUGUAUUUUAUCCUCGAAAGCCAUCAGCAGGAGGACCAGGAUCCAAUGUUCAACUUCCUCCUCCACCUCCCGAAGGAAAUAAUGCUAGAUCCACUCAAGCAUUGGUUCCUACGGCAAUGGGAAGUAUGGUCCUAUCUCAUGGAUUCCCGGGCCCUACACCGGAUAUCCUAAAAAGAACAGCAUACACUGCGGCUUAUGAUCGACGAUUAAAGCAUCCAGCAUGGACAGCAGAACACUUGACCGCUACCUCCCUAGCUCGUUCUCCACCUCCAUCAGCACCUAAUACUCAGCCAGUACCAUUGGAACAAGCCAGAAACGCUGAUACAUCAGGAAAUGGUAGUGGUAAAGUAGUGACCAAAGGUGAUAGAUCAAAGAGUACUUUUAUGGAAGACGAUGGUGUACCAGAGAUGUUCAGAGCAAAGUUACAGGAUUAUUUCAAGAGUGGUUACGAUAGAGGGCAUAUGGUACCGGCAGCAGAUGCUAAGAUAUCUCAACGUGCGAUGGACGAGACUUUCUACUUGAGUAAUAUCGCUCCUCAAGUCGGAGAUGGAUUCAACAGGCAUUACUGGGCAUAUCUCGAAGACUUUUGCAGGAGGCUGACUACCAAUUUCGAGGACGUAUAUGUUUUCACCGUUCCCCUAUACCUACCUGCGAAACAGGCUGAUGGCAAAUGGCGAGUGGAAUACGAAGUGAUAGGUACACCGCCUUCGAUAUCCGUCCCAACUCAUUUUGCCAAAGUGAUCCUUGCUUCUCGACCUGAUUUCUCAUAUCCGCAAAAAGUAUCAACAUCAUCCAAUCCAGCUCAUCCAUCAACUUCUCCGAAUACAACCAAAGAGCUCGCUCUGGGCGCUUUCGUCUUGCCCAACAAGGAAAUUCCAGAUAAUGUCGAUUUGAGAUCGUUCAUCGUCCCCGUCGAACACGUUGAAAAAGCUGCUGGAUUACAAUUAUUCAAUGAUGAAGUUAAAGUGAAGAGUAGACAGUUAUGCGCUGUCACUCAAUGCCAAGUGAUAGUGAGGCGAUUUGAUGAUGCCCGGAAGAGCAUAGGGAAGAAGUAG